Papaver somniferum (opium poppy) is the source of this 1219-nucleotide messenger RNA. Its product is annotated as F-box protein At3g07870-like. The transcript has a single exon. The record is from RefSeq and is a predicted model, not a curated record. Lineage: Eukaryota; Viridiplantae; Streptophyta; Magnoliopsida; Ranunculales; Papaveraceae. Gene Ontology annotation, molecular function: protein binding. Bases 1 to 1134 code for a protein of 377 amino acids.
AUGAAGAAAACUACAAGAAAACGGGAACGAUCGUUGCAAACACCAUUAACAAUAAUAGUAGAUGGAGAAAAGGAAGAGACUACGCCAAGCCUCCCGGAUGAUAUCAUUGUAGACAUCCUUUUGAUGUUACCAGUAAAAUCUAUAAUCCGAUUCAGGUGCGUAUGCAAAAACUGGCGCAAUUGGUUAUCCAGAGACCCUAGUUUUAUUAAAAGGCAUCUUAAAAAUAGCAUCGAAAGUGGAACCUUUAAUUGUUUUUCAAUAAGCCGUCACCAAGAGUUUAAUAUACUUAGAGGAAAAUCAUCAUCAUUAACAGCACUUCAAGAUGACUGCUUUGAGUCUAUUAAUUUAUUGGAUUUUCCAUUAAAAUCUCAACUGGUUAAGGAUCCAGAUAUAUUGUUUGACAUUCACGGCUCUUGUAAUGGUUUGAUUUUGAUGAGAAGCCGUACGAGAAGAAGCCGGCCUAGGGAUAUAAAUCUUUGCCUAUGGAACCCAACUACAAAAGAGAUCAAGGAAAUAGAACUUGAUUCAGAAGUCAAGUACGGACCGGCGUGCUCUCAAGUUUUACAGGUAAAGCAAUCCAAAGUCACGUACGGGCUUGGUUACGAUUGUGAGACGGAUGAUUACAAGAUUGUUAAAGCUAAUGCUUUCUAUGACUACGAUAGCAAUGCUCAAGGUGUUUAUUGUGGUUCUGAAGUUCAAGUGUACACAUUAGGUUCGGAUUCAUGGAAAACAUUACCCAACAUCGUUCCUUAUAAGAUAGUAGAUUCUUCCACUCGUGCAUCUGUUAAUGGGGCUCUUUAUUGGAUAGCAACUCGAUGUCAUUCUGACACUGUCCAAAAAUCUAACUUAAUUCUUUCUUUCGAUAUCAAAGGCGAGAAUUUCAGGGAAGUUCCACUACCUUCACAAGUCAUUGAACUAUUUGGUUUUAACUCUCCAGUGAGGAGAACUACAUUAAGUGUUUUAGGAGGGUGCCUUUGUGUAGUCUUUCUGGGUCGUAAUGAUACUGAAGUAUGGGUUAUGAAGGAUCACAAAGUGAGAGAGUCAUGGACCAAAUUGUUUGUUGUCCAAAUUGCAGUCAAAUUAAUACCCAUCGUUGUGCCGUAUGACAUUCCAAUGCGAACUCAAGAAUGGUGAAGUUUUUUUAUUCACACUCAAACAGUUUGGUGUCUCAGACACUUAUUUUUUUUUUACAUAUGACUCAGUGCACCAUGAACCUAAA